Messenger RNA from Helicoverpa armigera (cotton bollworm), 4316 nucleotides. RefSeq names its product muscleblind (gene mbl). Gene Ontology annotation, cellular component: nucleus. Gene Ontology annotation, molecular function: RNA binding; metal ion binding. The record is from RefSeq and is a predicted model, not a curated record. Bases 738 to 1649 code for a protein of 303 amino acids. The transcript has 7 exons. Lineage: Eukaryota; Metazoa; Arthropoda; Insecta; Lepidoptera; Noctuidae. Gene Ontology annotation, biological process: regulation of RNA splicing.
GGCAGCCCCCGCGCCGCGCCACUCGCCUCCCGUCAGUCGCCCGCCGACUCCGCUUGUGCUUGUGUGACUCGCGCCGCUCCGUGCACCGCACUCGUGCUCCGAACACGACGCGUGCCGCCCCGCUGUGGCCGCGAACGCGACCUCUACGCUACCGGCGAAACGUUUCUCCUAACUUACGUGCAACUUGCUAUGUUUUAACUUACGGACAUUAUACGCUCCCUUACCCGGCUUGUUUAUCCCUCAUCAUAGUUGAGCCCCGCACCGCACCGGCUUGCUCGCUGACCGCCGAGCCGCUAAUCUAGCUUUUUACGCGCCCCACCGUCGCCCGCCCAGACCCGCACCGGCCGCCGCCAUGCUCGCGCACCAAGCACCGCUCGCCCUCUACUAAACUCAACCGUCAACAUCGAUAAGAACGCGUGUGAUAAUAAUAUUUUAAUACUCGCCUAAAUAAGCUUGCAACGUCGGUGUCUUUAAUUCUAACUUAAUUGUAAGAUUAAUCAACUAGUAAGUAGGUACCUAGCGUGGUAGCCGCGCGUGAAUCGUCGCGGAACUGCGUCCCGUGCGUGUGUGUAGUAGUGUAGUGAGGGUGCGCGAUCGCAACGUGAGUGCAGCAGCAGCAGUCUCUCUCGCCGUGUGACCAGUGCAUGCUGAGAGCGCGCGGGCGCGCUCGCUCCCCGCCGCCUAUGCGCCGCACUCGCUCUGCGUAAUUGCGCGCGCAUCUACCGCCCCUGAAUUUUAUGGCAGCAAUGGCCACCAUGGUGAACAUGAAUAACCUCUUAAACGGCAAGGACUCACGUUGGCUGCAGCUUGAAGUGUGCCGCGAAUUUCAACGGAAUAAGUGCUCGCGACCUGACACCGAAUGCAAGUUUGCGCAUCCUCCAGCAACCGUGGAGGUGCAGAAUGGAAGAGUUACCGCCUGCUACGACAGUAUCAAGGGUCGGUGUAACCGCGAGAAGCCACCUUGCAAGUACUUCCAUCCACCGCAACAUUUGAAGGAUCAGUUGCUAAUCAACGGACGGAAUCACUUAGCACUCAAGAACGCACUAAUGCAGCAGAUGGGCCUGACGCCCGGCCAGGUGCUACCUGGCCAAGUCCCAGCUGUGGUGAGUCACCCAAGCUACGCUCCCUACCACUACGAAAGCUUCGAGCGAUCGGACCUCCGCACUUAUGUGGGCGGCGUGGGCGGUGCGGGCGCGGCAGCCAGCCACCUCGCCGCGCUGGACCCGAUCAGUCUGGCCCUGCUCGCACCGCAGGCGACGUCGCCGUACCUGUCGGGCGUGCCGGGCGUGGGCUCGACGUACGCGCAGUACUACGCGCCGCAGCUGGUGCCGGCCGUGCUGGGCCACGACCCCGCCGCCGCCGCCGCCUCGCCGCUCGGCGUCAUGCAGCAGCCUGUGCUGCAGCAGAAACUGCCGCGCACCGAUCGCUUAGAGUUACUGGACACCCUCCCGGUGUGCCAAGAUUUUAAUCGACAAGGAUGUACAAGACCUACCUGCAGAUUUGUUCAUAUUCGUGAAGGGUGCGGGCUGCAGGUGGUGGGGUGUCGCGUGGUGGUGUGCCGCGACGCCGCCGCCGGCACGUGCCGCCGCGCCGCCUGCCGCUACUACCACAUCCCCGUUCAGCUGCCGCCAGCGCUGCGCCCCCCCUAACCUGCCCCGCCACCCGUCCACCGCCGCACCCUCCCAUCCCUCACCCCACUACCCCGCGCCCACAACCCCACGUGACCCAUCCCCGCAUCGCCCGCGCCCCGCGUUAUCCAUAUCGAUCGCGCCUCUGGCACACUCGGGAAAGGCAGGUUCGGCAAGUAUCCUACUGUCGCUCCCGCGGCUGAGGUGGUGAUAUCUUAGUGAAUAUCGGUUAGUGUAGAGCGGCCGGGGCGAGCCGCGUGCGCAGACGUGCACGCGCCCCGCCCCCGCCUGGAGUGCGUUAGUCUUCGGGAAAGAGUGUGUACAUAAGUAGCGGGAUAUGAUUCUCAGGCACGGUCAUGCGAUUGUGAUAUGAAUAGAUUUCGAGACGCCGGAGCCGUUUGAGUAAUUUUAUCGAGAUCGUACCGAGAUCGUCGAAUAGUAGUUAGUGAGGUUUCAAAUGUUUUAUUACUAUUGUAUAUUAUUUUUUUUAAGAUACGAUAUGAGUUCCUGUAAAGAUCGGUGCGGUCGCCAUCGGGCGUCGCACGAAAACUUUGUUGUAUAUAAGCAAGCGAUGUAAUGUUUAUGGGUGGUGCGGAGCGCACCGUCGCCGCCGGUCAGCUCGCUGCCGGCGGCCGACCCGGUGUCAAAAGUUGCAUCACCCCCACUCCUAACGUGAGCAUUUUUGUGAGAAUUAUGUUACUUUUUUACGUAUGUUAUAAAAUUAUUUUUUUCUAGAUGACAAGUUUUACACUAGAUUAGAUUAAGUGAGUCAGUAAUGAAACACCAAUAGAGUAGCCGCUUCUCUCCCUCGGCACUGAAACUUUUGACGCCGGAGCACAAUUCGCGUGUGUCGAGCGGCGCGGCGGUCGCCUGCGAGGGCCGCGCGUCGCUCGUGCGACUAGUCGGUACGUCGUUCUUCCCUUAAGGAGCCAUCCCGUUCGCACCACAUCCCACGUCCCACGACGCCGAGGCGUCCCCAGUUCACAUAUUAGCAUAGAUCGCGACACUCGUAGAGUGAUAGAGGACAGAAAUUCAUAAUACAAUGAACGUUAUCGGACAAUAUUAAAACGAAGAAGGCAUACUUCCAAGCUAUUUACCUAAAUUCUAGGAUAGAACGUCGGCUUUUAUUCCAGAUAGAUUUUGCUAGAUAAUCAUUCUUUUACCGGUCGAUUCCCGUCUAUCGAUGAUGCACAAAAUAUUACCGACGAUCGAGUCCGAUUACCUCUCGGUGAGUACAGCAUAAAGAAAUAGCUACCUAUAUUGUUUUCAACACAAACAGUAUUAACGUUUUGAUCAAAUUUAUCUCGUCGUAUGUAUGUAGAGGUGAUAUGCGGAUAGAGAGAGAGGCGGGUGCGCGCGCGCCGCGUCGCGCGUGGCUCGUCGCGCCCGGCAGUUGCGCGACACUGCGCCAGUCGCACGACUCGCACGACUGCCGAGCGCGGCGCCGCGCGGCCGGCGCGCUCGUCCCGAAGGCAUGGAAGCCUAAUGCCUAAUAUUAUUCCUAGUCCAUAUCCUUUUUGUUGAUCAGUCAUGCGAUUAAUGUUAGAAUAAAUAUUAAUAAUUUGAUUUAUUCCUCCCAUUUAGUGGAUAUUUUGAUAAUGAUAUAUUAAUAAUGAAAUAUUUAAGAUACAUAAUACAUAUUUGAUUCUAAAUCCUGAUAAAGUGACACUACGUUAGUAAUUUAGUCGGAGGGAUACUUGUGCCGUGAUUAUAUUUUUAGGUAUAUAUUAUGAAAUAAUUCCUAGCGUCGGAAUUAAAGAAGUGAUUAAUGUGUAAGCGUGUUAUAUUUAUUGUCGUAACGUAAGUGGAAUGCCAUAUCGAUAAAAGGUGAAUAUCGGAUGCGGAGUCAAACUCAUUAGUAACUCGUUGCGUUUGUGUUUAUGUUGAUUGUUAUUAUCAGUCCCGUGCUAGUGGCUAAGGUGAACAGUUCACUUUUAUCAAUACGGCACUAUGAGUCUUAAAUAUAUAAGUUGUCAUUUUAUUUUUUGUUGGAAUUUAUCGUUUCACGAAUUAUUUGUUGCCUAUAAUUUUUAUAAUCAAAAUUUUAUGAUCUGACGCAUUUAUUGUAAGACAAUCGAUUACUUUUAUAAUUAAUUAGUGUGAUAAUAAUAAUUAUGGUAUCAAAUUGCCGUUAUGAAAUAUAGAACAUCGAAAGUAUCCUUCCUGUUUAGAAGGGACUCUUCUGGCCCAAGGUUUCUAGUGGAUUUUAUAUUUUUCUUUUUGUUGUAUUUUUAAUGUUGCGUGUGUCUUACACAUAAUAUAUUUCAUUUUUGUGAUAUUUUUAACUAUAAAGUACUGUUAUUAUAAAUCCAAAUGGAAUAAUGAUGACCUAAUUAAAUAUUCAAGAAUUUAUUUGUAAAUCACAAAAAAAAAUGUAAAACUGUAAAUAUAUUGACAAAAAAAUGAACUGCAACACAAUAAUUGAUUAUUAUAUCUCUCAUCAAAUACACUGUAAGUUGUUUGAGUACCUAAGUAAUGGUAUCUUAUUAUGUAGUAUGUACCUACAGUCUACUUAAAAGGUAAACCGGUCCAGUGAACAAAGUAUUGAUAAUAUUGUGAACAUUUUUUUAUUCACGAACAAUCACAGAAAGUACAUGACAUUGUAAUAUUAUUUAUGAAAUUACUAUGUGAUGUGAUCUUCGGAUCAAUUUUGAGUACAGUAUAGAUAAUAAACAACUGAAUAUGUGA